GGUUCGCGGAUGAAAAAGAGCGGAAGGCACUUGGCCUGCCGAGGCCUCCGUAGCGAAGGGGCGGAGUCCUGAAGGGAGCAGGAUGGCGGCGCGGGGCAGUGACAGCGAUGAGGACUUUGUCAGCUAUGGGACGGGCCUGGAGCCCCUGGAAGAAGGUGAAAGACCAAAGAAACCCAUUCCUCUUCAGGAUCAGACUGUCAGAGAUGAAAAAGGAAGGUAUAAACGAUUUCAUGGAGCCUUUAGUGGGGGUUUCUCUGCUGGAUACUUCAACACUGUUGGCUCAAAAGAAGGAUGGACACCCUCUUCCUUCGUGUCUUCACGACAGAACAGAGCAGACAAAUCUGUUCUUGGUCCUGAAGAUUUUAUGGAUGAAGAGGAUCUUAGUGAAUUUGGGAUAGCACCUAAGGCAAUUGUUACCACAGAUGAUUUUGCUUCCAAAACCAAAGACAGAAUACGAGAAAAGGCCAGGCAGCUAGCAGCUGCUACUGCCCCCAUUCCUGGAGCUACUCUGCUUGAUGACCUCAUAACACCAGCCAAAUUAUCUGUUGGUUUUGAAUUGCUAAGAAAAAUGGGUUGGAAGGAAGGACAAGGAAUUGGCCCUCGAGUGAAGAGAAGACCACGCCGACAAAAACCUGAUCCUGGUGUGAAAAUCUACGGCUGUGCCUUACCCCCUGGAGGCUCUGAAGGAUCUGAGGACGAAGAUGAUGACUACCUCCCGGAAAAUGUGACCUUUGCUCCCAAAGAUGUCACACCUGUAGAUUUCACAUCUAAAGAUAACGUACAUGGACUGGCUUACAAAGGCCUAGACCCCCGCCAAGCAUUGUUUGGAACUUCAGGAGAACAUUUUAAUCUUUUCAGUGGGGCACAGGAGAGUGGCAGCAAUCUUCUUGGAGAAAUUGGAAUGAAUAAAGGACGAAAAUUGGGAAUUUCAGGCCAGGCUUUUGGUGUUGGUGCCCUGGAAGAGGAAGAUGAUGAUAUCUACGCCACAGAAACUCUAUCCAAGUAUGACACAGUUUUGAAGGAUGAAGAGCCUGGGGAUGGACUCUAUGGUUGGACGGCACCCAGGCAGUAUAAACGUCAGAAAGAAUCAGAGAAAGAUCUUCGAUACAUUGGCAAAAUUUUGGAUGGAUUUUCCUUGGCUUCUAAACCUUUAUCUUCCAAGAAAACUUAUCCACCACCUGAAUUGCCAAAAGACUACAGACCGGUGCAUUAUUUCAGACCUGUGGUGGCUGCAACCUCAGAGAACUCCCACUUGCUGCAGGUAUUAUCUGAGUCAUCUGGAAAGUCAACACAUGACCCAGGGACACAUAGUAGGCACCAGCUGAAUGCCUCCAAGCGGGGGGCAUUGCUAGGAGAAACACCUACUCAAGGUUCAGCUACUUCAGUGUUAGAGUUUCUGUCCCAAAAAGAUAAAGAAAGAAUCCAAGAAAUGAAGCAGGCCACUGACCUUAAAGCAGCUCAGCUCCAGGCCAGGACUCUGGCCCAGAAUGCCUCAAGCAGCAGACCCCAGGCCUCCUCUCCGGACAUGGCACACUGCUCUUGGCACAUGGCAUGGAGUGGAGGGACAGCCACUACAAGAGCCAGCACCUUCAAACCUUUUGCAAAAGAUCCAGAAAAGCAAAAACGAUACGAAGAGUUUGUAGUAAAUAUGAAACAGGGUCGGAAAGAUGCUCUGGAACGUUGUCUGGAUCCCGGUAUGACAGAGUGGGAGCGUGGCCGUGAGCGGGAUGAGUUCACCCGGGCAGCCCUGCUCUAUGUGUCCUCCCACUCGACCUUGUCCUCCAGGUUCACUCAUGCCAAAGAGGAAGAUGAUUCGGACCAAGUGGAAGUCCCUCGAGACCAAGAGAAUGAUGUCAGUGACAAGCAGUCGGCUGUGAAGAUGAAGAUGUUUGGAAAGCUCACCCGAGACACAUUUGAGUGGCACCCUGACAAGCUUCUAUGUAAGAGGUUUAAUGUCCCUGACCCUUAUCCAGAUUCAACUUUAGUUGGCUUACCAAGAGUGAAACGUGACAAAUACUCAGUCUUCAACUUCUUAACACUCCCAGAGACAGCUUCCUUGCCUACAACUCAAGCAUCAAGUGAAAAAGUACCACAGCUGCGAGUUCCUGACAAAUCAAGAAAACCAUCCAGAUGGGAUACAUCUAAACAAGAAAAGAAAGAAGAUUCCAUUAGUGAAUUUUUAAGUUUGGCUAGAUCAAAAGUUGGUCCACCUAAACAAGAGUCUAGUCCAAUGGGAAACCGAGAGGAAGAGCAUGUGACAGAAUCACUCUCCCCCAAGAUGGUAAACAAAGGUGCGGAUUCACAGACUGAAGAAGAAGGGGGCCGCCCACCCAUGGACUUAUUCAAGGCCAUCUUUGCCAGCUCCUCCGAUGAGAAAUCCUCAUCCUCUGAGGAUGAGCAAGGCGACAGCGAGGAUGAUCAGGCGGGUACCGGGGAGGCUGACUCCAGAAGUUCCCAAGAGACUGACUUGGCAGCAGUGUCUACGGCACAGGCUGGUGAGCCAGCACGGCAGGAGCCCGUGCCUCCCUACCUGAUAAAAAAGAUGCAAAUAGAUGAGAGAGAAGAGUUCGGCCCGCAGCUGCCUCCUGUCUUCUGCCCCAAUGCUCGUCAGACACUCGAGGCACCUCAGAAAGAGAAACAUAGAAAGAACAAAGAAAAACACAAGACCAAGAAAGAGCACAGACGGAGGAAAGAGAAGAAAAAGAAACACCGGAAGCACAAACACAAAGGCAAGCAAAAGAGUAAAAAGUCAGAGAAAAGCAGUAGUUCUGAGAGCAGCAGCAGCAGCAGUGAUAGCCAGAGCGACGAGGAAGGAGCUGUGGACAUGUCACCCCAGGAACUGCUGAGACGACUGAAACGUCUUCCACUAAAGAAGCAGUAAUUGACUUCUUCCCUGGCCUGUCCCAGUAAUAGAUCUCUGUGAUGGAAGCUCGUUGAUUACUAAGUUAAUACGUUGUACAGAUUGUAUUUAUAUGUAAAUUCAUGCUGUAAAAUAAUUUUUAAAACCUUGACAUUUCAAAGGCUGCCUUGGAAGGUUGCAGAAAUUGGUUUCUAUUUUUAACUUCAGUUACUAUCAGGAAAAAAUUCAGAAUGUACAGUCUAAUUAAAAUGGAAUUUUUCUAUUUUA
Manis pentadactyla (Chinese pangolin) is the source of this 3127-nucleotide messenger RNA. It is a transcript of the gene GPATCH1, whose product is annotated as G-patch domain containing 1. Gene Ontology annotation, cellular component: nucleus. Lineage: Eukaryota; Metazoa; Chordata; Mammalia; Pholidota; Manidae. The record is from RefSeq and is a predicted model, not a curated record. The transcript has 20 exons. The coding region runs from base 83 to 2881 and encodes 932 amino acids. Gene Ontology annotation, molecular function: RNA binding. Gene Ontology annotation, biological process: mRNA processing.